CACAGCACCCCGUCGUAAUCUUCCCCCCACCUAAGAGUCCACAGCCCCGCAAUCUCUCGUGUGAACUUCCCUUUUCUCCUUUCUACCCUAACAAUACUAUAUCCUGUGUCCCAUCUCAGGCCAGUGCAUCGUACUCAUUGCCCAGGAUGGCUACCUAUAGUGGGUCUCACAAGAUCCCAACUGUCCAAGAGUUCCGCGAGACCGAGCGUCAGAGGGAGCAAGCCGCGGCUUCCAAUGGCACCGAAGUCGCCAGCGAUGAAGCAGCCGAAGCCCCUCCUCAACGAUCUGCCUCCGGAGCUCAUCCUCCUCUCAGUCAAUACCGGACCUCCAUCAGCUCGGGAGCUGCCACUGCGCCUGCCUCUGAAGGAGCUGGCGGAGAGCUGAGGCAGCGCAAGCCCGCCGCGACUGAUAGUGGUGCCGCUCCUCCUCCGCCGCCCAAGGAUGGCGACGACGUAGAAGGUGACGACGAGUACACAUCGCAGAGCGGAGCUGCUGAAAAGGAACGCUUGAAGAAGCAGUCGCAGCCGAAGGGGAAGCCAACUGACAGCUUCAAGGCCAAAGGAGAGCGGAAGGUCGAUGAUCCUACCACUGGAGGCAAGGUCAUUGUGGCAGAUGGCCACGACAGCGGAAAGGUCUCUCCCGACAAGCUCGAAGCUAGGUACUUCGACGGAGACAGCAAGAAGGGAUUUUCAACCAAUUGGCCCAACGACAGGAGCAAGCAUGACCCUGUUCACGUAUCUCCUGCCCCUGCUGAGCCUUCGAAUAUCCUCAUCCAUCCUUUCCCAGAGCCUCUGGAUGUCGGGUCCAUGACCAGACUGACUGGUGCUUUCCACAAGCUCGAGAUUGGUCUUCUGGUCGGCUCAGCCGUCAUUUGGCUCUUCACUGCCUUCGGUAGCGGAUACUGGAAGUUCUUCCUCCGAUCCACCAUUGUCUUUGGUGGUGCCUUUGGUGCAAUUACUGCCGUCCACCUUGCGCUUCGCCAAGUCGAGAAGGACAUGGAGGGCGUCCGAACGCACAUGCAUACUCAACGUGGACAGGACUAUGCACCUCCCAUCCCGGAGAGUGUCGAAUGGCUCAAUGCAAUGAUUGCUAUUGUCUGGAGGCAAAUUGACCCCGCUACAUUCAUUCCGAUGGCAGACCAGAUCGAGGACGUCAUGCAACAGUCCGUACCUGGCUUCAUCCAAGCCGUCAAGAUUUCAGAUCUUUCGCAGGGAACCAACCCCUUCCGCAUGGUCUGUCUCCGAGCUUUGGCAGACGUCAUGGGAGAGAAGGGCUACCCUCGAGCAGAAUGGAUGAAAGAGGGUCAGCCCGAACCCAAGGCUCAGACAGACAAGAAGGCCGAGAUCGCUGCCAAGAAGGACGAUGCAGAUGGCGACGGUAUCAGCGACGAUGACGAGGCAGGAGACUUCUACAAUGUCGAAUGCUCCUUCUCCUAUUCUGCUAGGCCUGGAACUACCAAUAAGGACCGUGCUGAGAAUAUUCACUUGCUGAUCGAGUUCUUCCUCGGCGCAUACGAUCUUUUCCAGGUGCCUCUGCCAGUCUGGGUUCAGAUCGAGCACAUCAGUGGUACCAUCCGUCUCAGGUGCCAAUUCGUCUCUUCUCCACCUUACAUUCGCAACGUUACCUUCUCCUUGAUGGGUGUGCCUCGCGUUGAGGUAUCCGUCCAACCCAUGGCGAAGGCUAUUCCGAACUUGCUCGACAUGCCAUUGAUCAGCGGUUUCGUCCAGUCGGCCAUUGCUGCUGCUGCCAACGAGUACGUCGCACCAAAGUCUAUGACGAUGAACCUCGAAGAGAUGCUCUCUGGAGGUGCUGCAAACGACACGAACACGGUCGGUGUGCUUUGGGUCAAGCUGGGACAUGGAGAAGGUCUGUCUGCACAGGACUCAAACGGAAAGUCUGACCCAUACGUCAACAUUGCCUUCAGCAAGUUCGGACGACCUCUCUACAGUUCUCGAAUCAUUUUCGAAGAUCUCAAUCCCAACUUCAACGAAUACGUGCCCCUCCUUGUUUCCAAGGACGAUGUUCGCGGUGGUGAAGAGCUCUCCAUUCAAUUGUGGGACUCGGACGAAAGGACUGCUGAUGACAUCGUUGGACGUAUCCAUGCCAUCCCUCUCGGUGAGCUGAUGAAGCACCCGAACAAGAUGCAUGAUCGAACAGACCACCUCGCAGGAUUCGAAGACGCAGACGAGAUGAUUGGAACCUUCACCUGGAGUGUGGGCUUCUUUGAGAAGCACAAGCUCAACAAGGACUUGCAGAAGCAAGUCGAAGCUCGCAAAGAGAAGGAGAAGGAGGCAGAGGCCAAGGAGGCGGGCGAGAAGUACAAGAAGCCUCCCCCUCCCACGAAGGAACAGGAAGACGCUCCUCCCGAUGCAACCAUCUGCCCACCAGACACCAGGUACAAGACCGCCAUCUUGGGCAUUACCGUCGCCAGCAUCAGUGCUCUCGCUACGCGAGAGGUCGAAGAAGGUCUCAAGGGCAAGGAACGAGAAGGCUCCAUGGGUCAAGAUGUCGAUGCCACACAGGAGGGCAAGAACCUCCCCAGCGCUUACUGUGAGAUUGUCCUCAAUGAUGACAUCUUGUACAAGACUCGUGUCAAGCCGUACUCGAACGCUCCCGUCUUCAACGCUGGUACCGAGACCUUUGUCAGGGACUGGACGCAAGCCAAUGUCACCAUCAUCGUACGAGACGCCCGUCUUCGUGAGCAUGACCCUAUCCUGGGUAUCGUCCAGAUCCCAGUGGGAAAGACCUUCACCGAGUCUUCCACCGUUUCGGCUCCCUACUCACUCAGUGACGGUAUUGGUUACGGUCGCGUGAACCUGACUCUCAAUCUGCGUACUCUGAAGCUCGACCUGCCCAAGGAGCUCUCAGGAUGGGAUACGGCUACCGUGGAGCUGCUUUCUGAGAUUGAGGUCAGCGGCUCUACCCCAGACUGGGAGUCUCGUCUGAAGCACGCAAAGAUCCGCGCUAGCACCGGUGACGACACCCAGCGCAUGAAGCCAGCUAGCAAGCAGCCCCAGAUCAACAAUAGCACUGGUACUGCAACUGGAAGCGACGACGACGAGAACGAUCCAGCUGUUGCCCGUCUGCCCGUCUACGACCGAUACUCGAGCUCUCUCUCCUUUGACUUUGGCGGCGGCGGUCUCAUCGGUGGGAAGCCGGAUGCCAUUGCCGUCUUCAGUCUUGCAGAAAUUGCCGACAACGAGGCGACCGACAUUGAGGUGGCCAUCCUGUCUUCGCCUCACCCAGGCACACUGAGGCGCAACUACAUCGACGAGUUUACGAAGAAGACGCACGAAUUCGAAGUCGUUGGAAAGCUCCGUUGCAGGAUUCGUGUCGACUCUGGUCUGGACGAGGACCACGAGAGACUGGCAAAGGGACGCUAUGCUCGCCAUGCUUACGAUGUUUAUGACCGUACGAUUGCCAUGCCGGAGCGAGCCGAGAAGAACUCUCACGCCAAUGACGAUGGUGUUGUGGACCGCAAGGAGCAAAAGGCAAUGGAUGCAGCCAAGACAAAGGCUUUGCACGCCCGUCAUCGUGGUUCCUACGGCUACGCUCCCGUAAGGACUUCAGUGUGGGCAAAGGAUGGCCUGAAGGAACGCUUCAGGAAAGUAGGAAACACCAUUACUGGCAAGAAGGACAAUGACUCUCAGGAAAAGAAGGUGGCGAGUGAGGCGUGAGGUUGCCCGGAGGAGGUGAUGGAUGAAUAUUGAUUUUCGCGUACUAUAUUGACGGAAUAGCAUCAGUAGCUCAUUUCACCAUCUCGUCUGUUUAGCGUCUGUCUAGCAAAAGAGAACGAGUGAAGCUGCCAAGCGCCGCUCAGUGCAAGUCAGGACACAUCAGGUGCUGGAUGAGAUCGAGGCGCUGUUUGCUAGUGCAUGAGAUUUGUCUAGACGAUGUGCUUAUGCUCUCUUACAAGACGAAACUGCCCACAACUCCCUCCACGAGCUUCUUGAUCACCUCACUCUUUUGUUUGCCUACCUCCAGAACCUCUUCAUGAUUCGCCGCCUCCUUCUGAUCUUUUGCGCCCACGUCUUCUCCAGCACUCCCCCCGGCUUGCUGUGCAGCAACGAGUGCUGCAAACGUAUCCGCAUAGGGUGUGACGACGACCUUGUUGGUAAUGAGUGA
Microstroma glucosiphilum is the source of this 4125-nucleotide messenger RNA. RefSeq lists its product as hypothetical. The record is from RefSeq and is a predicted model, not a curated record. Gene Ontology annotation, molecular function: lipid binding. The transcript is spliced from 3 exons. Bases 147 to 3677 code for a protein of 1176 amino acids. Lineage: Eukaryota; Fungi; Basidiomycota; Exobasidiomycetes; Microstromatales; Microstromataceae.